AUGAUUAAGGGAUCAAAUGCUGCUAAACAUAAUGAUGUAUUAGAUACAAUAAUAAAACAAAUUGAAUUGUUAUUAGGCAAAGUUUUAGUUGAAGAAUUACCUGUAAUAAGUAAAGAUAAUGAUGAAAUAUUCAAUCACUCAAAUAUAUUUGCUAAAGCCUAUGAAUUUGCAACUUCUUUAUUUGCAUCAAGUCAUGAAAAUCGAUUAAAUGUAUCGAAUAAACGUAAUAUUAAAGUUCAACUUCAACUUAAAGAUUUUCAAAUAAAUUCUUUCGAAACUUUAUGGUUUAUUUGUCCAAAACAAACACUUGCAAAUAAUAUAAAAUUUACCAAACAUUUAAAAUUUGCUGAUGAUGGUUCGAUUCAUAUUGAUUAUUCAUCUCAAUUUGUUCCUGAUGUACAUAUUUUUCGACUUAAAGAUAAUGGAAAUAUUCAAAUACGUAUUGAAUGUCCAUCAUGUGCAAAUUCAUAUAAUGUUACUGGUCGUGGCACAUCAAUAUUAAUUCAAGGUGAAAAAAUGUUUGAAAAUAUUGCUAUUGAUAAAGACUAUUUAAAUACAAAUCGUAUAGGAAAAUUUGAAAUCGAAAUACCCAUAGGAAAAUGGGAACCUUAUUCAGCUUAUGAUUAUCGAAAAAGUGCUAUUCAAAAUAUUUAUGAAAAUGGAGUGAUUAUUAUUACAGUACCAAAUAUUUCUAAAGAACUUUAA
Rotaria sp. Silwood1 is the source of this 705-nucleotide messenger RNA. The record is from the annotation of a GenBank genome assembly. Lineage: Eukaryota; Metazoa; Rotifera; Eurotatoria; Philodinida; Philodinidae.